AGUGUGGGGCGGGCCAGCAAUCCUGGAAACGGAAUUUCCCUUCCCUCCUCUUUCCCCUCGACGACCCUGGGUUUUUUUCCUAUCUCCAAAAAUCCACCUCUGCAAGUGAGAGGAACAGGGCUGCUCAGGACGUUGGACUAGGAUGUAUCCUGGUCCAAGACUGAGGUGCUCAGUGCCCUGGAGGAAAUGAAGACAGGAACCAGUCCCCCACAAGAUCUCCGUGGUGCUGUUUAACAGGAACACUGCCCCUAUGGCCUCAGCGAAGCCCCUGGCAAUGAUGUGGGAGGAGGUAACAUGCUCUGUCUGCCUGGAUCCCUUCGUGGAGCCUGUGAUCAUUGAAUGUGGCCACAGUUUCUGCCAAGGAUGCAUCUCUGAGGUCGGGAAAGAUGGCGGCAGUAGUUGCCCUGUGUGCCGGCAGAAAUUCCUGCUCAGGAACAUCCGGCCCAAUCGGCACCUGGCCAACAUGGUGGACAAUCUUAGACAAAUGGACCAGAGCACCAAGGAGGACAUGAAGGGGGAUCAGUGUACGGUGCAUGGAGAGAAACUUCAAGUGUUCUGUGAGAAAGAUGGAAAAGCACUUUGCUGGGUGUGUGCCCAGUCACGGAAACACCGUGACCACUCCAGGAUCCCUAUUGAGGAAGCUGCACAUGAGUACCAGGAGAAGUUCCAGGUGGCAUUACAGAAGCUGAGAAGAGAGCAGGAGUUAGCUGAGAAGUUGGAAGUCGAUACUGCUGAGAAGAGAGCAGCCUGGAAGGCAAGGGUUGAGAUACAAAAAUCAAGGAUUCACGCAGAGUUUGUGCAGCAGAGAAACUUCCUGGCUAAAGAAGAAGAGAGGCAGCUGCAGAAACUUGAGAAGGAUGAGAGAGAUCAGCUCAGAAUCCUGGGGGAGACUGAGGCCCAUCUGGCCCAGAAAAGCCAGGCCCUGCAGGAGCUGAUCUCAGAGCUGGAGAGGAGGAGUCGGGGCCCAGUACUGGAACUGCUUCAGGACGCUAAAAGUAUCCUGGAAAGGAGUGAGGCCUGGAACCUGAAGGAGCUAGGCGUUGCCUCCCCAGACCUGAGGAAUGAGUGCUGUGUUCCAGGGCUGAAGAAUAUGCGGAAGACACACGGAGUACACGUCACUCUGGAUCCAGACACAGCCAAUCCGUGGCUCAUCCUUUCUAAGGGUCGGAGACAAGUGAGGCUUGGAUACACCUGCCAGGACUUGCCUGAAAAUGAAGAGAGAUUUGAUAGUUAUCCCAUGGUCCUCGGUGCCCAGCACUUCGACUCUGGAAAGCUUUACUGGGAGGUAGACGUGACCGGAAAGGAAGCCUGGGACCUGGGGGUUUGUAGACACUCUGUCAAGAGGAAGGGACAAUUUACGCUCAGCCCUGAGAAUGGCUUCUGGACAAUUUGGUUGUGGAACAAACAAAAAUAUGAGGCUGGCACUUCCCCCCAGACUUCCCUCGACCUUAAGGUGCCUCCUCGCCAAGUUGGGAUCUUCCUGGACUAUGAGAACCACACUGUCUCCUUCUACAACAUCACUGACCAUGGCUCCCUUAUCUACACUUUCUCUGAAUGUGCCUUUGUUGGGCCUCUGCGGCCCUUCUUCAAUACUGGUUUCAGUGACGGAGGAAGAAACACGGCCCCUCUGACCCUGUGUCCACUGAAGCUGGGAUAUUAGGGGUCCACUGACCAUUGGUCUCUUCUGGAUAGUGCUACCUGCUCCCUGUUGAUAUCCUUCCCAGUUACUGCCCCUGCCUCUUUCCAUUAACUGAGCCACCUCUGCCUCUGCAGAAGUGUCAGCAUCCCAGCAAGCAGGCCUUGACAGGGAAGUCACUGAAAGUCAAGGCCCAGUGGCUUUCAACAGCAAUAUUCCUGCCCUAGAUUGCAUAUGAUUCCCUCCAAGGAAGCAAACUACUUCUAUUUGGUCCAGAUUCAUCUGGAUCAACCAAAAACAUGUUUCCCCCUUGUUUAUGUGACUUAAAUUUUGUUUUCUUCUCUUCAUCCCUACAGCCAUUGCCUUUGGUCAGAUCUCUGUUCUAUCUUUCUAGGUUUACCAAGAGGCUUCCUGAGGGAAUUAUGCCUCAGUCUAUCCCAUUCAGAGCUCAUUUCUCGUCUACAUCUAGAAUUCUCUUUCCAGCAGACACGCACCUGAUCAUAAGUGGCUCCACAUUGCCUAUAGAAAAAUAGCCAUGUUUUUAAAUUAAGGCUAAAUUAUGCAAGCCUUAGAUUGCCAUGGUAAAUAUGCAGCCUGUUAUGCACCAAACCUCCGCCCACCCCCGCCACACACACGGACACCUUAAACCUCAAACAUGAAAUAUUUGCUACUGUGAACAUGUUUAAUAUUGAUGUGUCUUUGACAUUGUACACAGUGUUUUUCCUGCCUGGAUCAUUCUCCCUUCUUCUACACUUGGAAUAUUUGGUCUUGGAUUGUGAGACCCAGGUCAAGAGUCCCUUUUGUUACUCCCUGUAUUAGUUACAUAUUGCUGCUGUUACAGAAAUACCAUAAGUAAAUGGCUUUAAAGAAUAGGAAUUUAUUUUCUCAUAAUUCUGCAGGCUAAAAGCUCAAAUCAAGGUCUCGGCCAUAUUGAUUUCUUGUCAAUACCCCUGGACAUUCCUUGGUUCCUUGGCGUUCCUUGGCUUGUGAACAAUCCUCACACGGUGUCUGUCUUUCCCCGUGUGCGUGUUUUUUUCUCAGAAGUGAUUAAAUUUAGAACCCACUCUACUUGGGUAUGACCUAAUUAACAAUGAAGAAAACCCCAUUUCCAAGCAUGAUCACACCCACAGGUACAAGGGCCAGGAUUUAACACUUUCAAAUAUUUCUAAAGAUUUACCUCCUAGUAAAUCUUUCGCAGGAGGGUAUUUGAAGAUAAGCACCACCAAAAUGAGGGAAGAAGCCAAAAAUAGAGAAACAUGGGCUGCAACUAAGAAACUGAUACAAAGAGAUACAAUACAGGAGAGGGUGUAGGCUGCGACCAAAAAAGAACCAAACCCAGUGCCAUCAAGUCGAUUCCGAAAAAAGAACCAAACCCAGUGCCAUCAAGUCGAUUCCGACUCAUAGCGACCCUAUAGGACAGAGUAAAAUUGCCCCCCGUAGGGUUUCCAAGGAGCGCCGGGCAGGUUUGAACUGGCAACUCUUUGGUUAGCAGCCAUAGCACUUAACCACUACACAACCAGGGUUUCCGUAGGCUGCAAGGGGGCGAGGAAAUUCCUUGAUUAAUGGUGAGCAGUGUCAGCUGUGGAGAGUCCUGGAGCACCAUGAGUCUAGAUUGAAUCAAGGGGAUAGGGGGGCGCCGGAAGGAAAUUCUAAUACGAAGAAAAGACAGAAGCUUGUUUGAAACAUAAUCCUCAUUUCCGGUGGAAAGUUAAGGUAUAUAAAAACCAAGCAAACAAACAAAAAAAAUAGACAAUUAUUAACUCUAAGGAGGAAAAAAAAACUUAUACAAGAACUGUAUUCACUGUGUACUUCACUUAUUAAUUACAUUACUUAAUGAUAAUGUAAACAUAAACAUGCAUCUUAAAAAUCAUAUUAAUAACAGCAGGAAAAGUUUAUGUGUCUGAAUGUGUAUGAGGGGGUACGUGUAGGAAACCUAAAUGAUCAGCUUCCAUAUUAAAAAAAAAAAUCAGUAGAUAGCAUAUAAAAAUGACUUAAAAAUUUUUGAUCAAGGAAUAACAGCAUGACCACCCUGACAGGGAACACAUAAGAGAGCCCCUGAUGGAGCAGGAGAAAAAUGGAGUGCAGAAUUCAAAUUGCGGUAAAAAGACCAGACUUACGGUCUGACUGAGACUGGAGGGACCCAGGAGGACAUGGCCCCUGGACUCUCUGUUAGCCCAAAACUAAAACCAUUUCCAAAGCCAGCUCUUGAGACAAAGAUUAGACUGGACUAUAAGACAUAAAAUGAUACUGGUGAAGAAUGUGUUUCUUAGCUCAAGUAGAUGCAUAAGACUAAAAGGGCAGCUCCUGUCUGCAGGCGAGAUGAGAAGGCAGAGGGGUACAGGAGCCGGUUGAAUGGACACCGGAAAUGCAGGGUAGAAAGGAGAAGUGUGCUGUCACAUUACAGGGAGAACAACCAGGAUCAUAUAACAAUGUGUGUAUCAAUUUUUGUAUGAGAAACUAACUUGAGCUGUAAACUUUCGCUGAAACCGCAAUGAAAAAAUUAAAAAGAAAUAACAAUAUAAGCAUGCUGUUUUUAUGGAGGUAGAUACUAAAGAAACAGCUAUAGGUGGAAACCGUAGUGGUUAAGUGCUACGGCUCCUAACCAAGAGUUCGGCAGUUCGAAUCCACCAGGCGCUCCUUGGAAACUCUAUGGGGCAGUUCUACUCUGUCCUAUACGGUCGCUAUGAGUCGGAAUCGACUCGACGGCAGUGGGUUUUAAGUGUUAAAGUAAUUGCUUCUGAGGAGAAGGAAUCAGAGGUAAGGUAGGAAAGGGAACUUCUAUUUUUUAUUUUAAGCCUUCUAGGACUUUUAGAGUGUUAAAUUAUUAGUAUUUGCGGAAAUUAAACUAAAACCAAUGAUCAUAAUAAAGUGCCUACCUCUUCACCAAUAACAAAUUUUUAGCUCAAAAAUAUACAUUCCCUCACUUCACUGUCUCAUUCUCGCUCCUCUCUCUCGUUUUGAUUUCUGGAGCUAAAACUCCUCUUCGAGCAUCAGAUUAUCCCCUUAGGGCUCCUUUGAGAAGCUGGGGUGGCUCAAAUGAACCUACUCUUUCCUGAGAGGAGAGUCUAGGAAGCUGGCAUUGGAAGAGGCAUAGACAGUCUAUUGGAGAUAUUUCCUGCAAUGGACAAUUGCAACAUGGCCACACUAAUGCUGUAUGAAAAUGAACUUCCUCAAGGAAUAGAAUUCUCCUAGAGAAAAUGGAAAAGUGGUGGCACCAAAAAAGGACAAGGGUACAGUGUAUGCCCCAUAGAUUUGAUGAUGAAAAAGCAAGUGAAGAAGACUAGAAGGAAGAAGCCAGAGGUCAAACAUGAUCAGAAAUGGGUGGCGAACAGCCUUCAAAAGCUGAUGGAGAUUUGAGAAAAGGAACAGCCAAGAGAAUGUGUUUUGGUUGGAGCUCUAGAGGAAAGCUGGGGAGUUGGGGAAUUGUCUUUGAAAAUAUCUGCUAGGCAAGUUCCCAUUUAUCCUAAAAGCCCUUACCCCGUGCUUCCUUCCCAUAGAAGUUUUCUUGAACCUGCCCAGACAUCCUCCUGCCUUGUGCUCCUGAGCAAUCUCCCUCUCCCUCUCCCCUGGAACUCCUCAGACUCUGCCAAGCAUAUCAGUGCUUUGCUUGCAUGAUCCAUCUCCCCUAAGUCAUACUUUUUAACUACUACAGAACAUGUCUUAUUGAUCAGGAGCUACCUUUUUAUCUAUUAAGCAUCUCUAACAAUCUUUGACUUUCUUGAUGGAUUGGGUACAUCCUUUCACCAGUGCAUACCUACAACAUAACGCAGAUGGAACGGCAAACAGCAGAGUGUGAGGGGAGAAAGACCAGGUGAGAGAGCAAAUAAGAUUAAUGGCCAAAGCAAAACUUCCCUUUAAGGAGACAGGGCCCAAAUCCAAAUGAGACUCCAAUAGCCGUCUCAGAACUUGCCAUAUAUUUCUGCCCUGUCAGCCCAAAUUUUGGUCAUUGGUGUUCUCUACAAUCUCUUCACAAGGUUCCAAACAAAAGUCCUGAUAUUCGCAUCACCAUACACCUGUGAAGAGUUCUAAUAUCUAGCUCUACUCACCCCUGUUCCUACAAUCUCACCUCACAUAGGACAAAAUCAGUCAUCAGCCUCAGACCAAGUCUUCUGAGACAGAAAUGGAAUCAGUGGAUUAGAGAAAACUUAGAAGAAGAUUGAACUACAGAGCUAAUUAUCUUUGAGAAUUCUCAGGAUGCAGCUUUUAGUCCAGGAACCAGUGCUCUUGGGUUUAACUCUACCAAAUUGCCCACAGCUCCACAUGGCUGAAGUCGUCAUGGCUACUUCCAUCACCUUUUUCUGUUGACACCUGGACCUCUGGGACCUGUCCAGCUAUUUUGUCUCUAUCCUCAAAUUGUGUGUGUACUUAUUUGUGGUUUUCUAUACCCAGAGGCUCUUAAUUCCAACCUAGUGGGUUUUUUCCCCCUGAGAAAUUUCCUGUGCCUCUUUCAAGAAGUGUUACACCCACCUUAGCCAAAACUCUCUACUACUUACAAUCAAUGUGUGCAAUUUAACAGGUAUUUUUCUUAGCAAAUCUUUCUUCAUAACUAAGACAAACUUUCAAGUUCAAUUUACCCAGCUGCUGUGAUAGAAUUUAUAUUUUAGAGCAUAAGAUAGUGACUUUUAAUUAAAGGUGUAUGUAUGACAUGCAGGACUAUUUGCAGUAGCAUAUGAAUCAUAAUUGCUGUGAAAAAUGCUUGUUACUUUGACUAGAACUGCAACAGGCCAUUUAAUGUUCAGUGUAAAAUAUAUCAUGACUGAGAUUGAUAGAUUUACAUUCAACUUUCUUUCUUUGUUUUUAUCCUCCUUAUAGAUUACAUAUUUCUGAUUAUAGAAGUAGUAUAUAAAAAAUGAAAAAUAUCAGGUAAUUCAGAGUGGCAUAUAAAACCAACUGAAAAUCUCAUCUCUUACUGAUAACCGUUACAUCUGUUUUACUAACACAACCCUUCAUAAUGCAUGUCAUUCUGGAACUAUUAGCACAUUCGUGAUGAAUAUGUUGCCAUGAAACUGGGCUCCCUAGUAUGAAAGGAAAUUAUGGAUUAGGAAAUAGUAGAGGCCAAGUGGCAGCCCUUAGCUAUCCUAAGUAAAGCAGGCAGAAUGAGCAGCAAUGCCUCAGAGGCAAUUGGGAUGCCUUGGCCUAUAGAGACUUGUGACAAUGAGUCUGAUGAGGAAGGCUGGUGAACAGAUCAUAUUAUUUCCAGAAAGGAGAUAAAUGCAACUGAAUAGGUUGUUCCUUGACUUGCAUAGUGAAAAAAAGAAAAUUCAAGAGGUGAAAUACGAAGUCUGACACAGCAUGGAAAUGGCAAAUUAUAGCCCUGUUGCCAAUGUCCACAUCCUAGUCAGUUCACAAGACUCAGAGUUAACUUCAAGAAGGAAUCUUCUUGCCAGCACAGAUAAAAGCAGGAAAUAAUCUCCCUGGUCCUUUCCAAAAGGUACCUGAGGGCAUUUAAUGAGUUAAUUGAGAAUGGAGGAAAGCAAAAUAUCAGAAUUUUUAAGGAGUAUUAGAUAUAGGAUCUGAGCUGUCACUAAUGACAAGGGACCAAAAAUGUGAUCAUCUGGGGCCAAGUAGGGAGCCUGGAAUUCUGUUUCCACCUGGUGAUAACAAGGGUUCACCCCAUUCCUAUGCCAGCAUGGAAUCAUGCUAAAGUAAGACAUUUAAAUAGAUCCAGAGUCUAAUAACAUCACAGAAAUCUCAGCAGGACUUUUGGUCCUAGGCUAAGGAAGCUCCUCUCUCUCUGUUCUGAGAGUUAAUGAGCCCAAAAGCCGUUCGAUUAGUUCUCUUCUUAUUCCUUCUCUGCUGGAGGAUAGAGGACGGAGUGUGUUCACAGGUGAACAAAGAUAUUUUUUGACCCAAAGAGAGAUGCUCUGAUGAGGAAGGCUGGUGAAUCCUUGUGUUCCAUUUGUGUCAUGUACUGAGGCUGUGACUCUUCUGGAGGAAGACAUUUGGCAAUGGCCCAAGGUUCCCUCCUAAGGUUUCAACACUGCAUAGGGGGAGGGAAAGGAGUAAUGCAAGGGAGAGGGGAACAGAGACCUGAGUGUCUAGAAUAUCUGCUUCUAUGCUAAGCCUCUCCCAGGUAUGCCAUUUUGGCUUAGGGUGGGUCUCCAUAAGGCAGACUUGAGGCCAUUGUAGGAAUCGACUCAACAGCAAUGGGUUUUUUUGGGUUUUUAAGAGAAAUUGGGAGGAAAAACUAGCUUCCGCAGAAAUUGCCCCCAUGCUUCUAUUUCCCCUCUGUGUGAGAACUCCCUGAAGAAAAUAUUUCUCUCCCUGGCUCCUUCCUCUUCCAAAGUAAGUCCUCUGUCUGAGAGACUGAUGACUUCGCUCUCUUCCUCAUCCCUGAAGAAUCAGAUUCAGACUGAGAGAUGAAGGUUCCGGAGACAGAUUAAUCAAAUAAGAAGCAUCCUGGACAGUGAGGAGUAGAUGGCUCUGCAAAAGCUGCAGAAAAAGAAGAAAAUGUUAUAGAUAACCUGGUAAAGGGUAAGAAUGAGCUGGUCCAGCACAGCCAGUCAUUGAGAGAACUCAUCUCAGAUUUGGAUUCAGGGGUCAACAAUGGAGCGACUGCAGGUGAGUCUUGGGAAAGAGCCUUCACAUAAGAGAUUCAGGAAAAAGGAAGACUUCCUUUAGUGGCAUUCCCUUCUGUGUUCCUGGCCUUCAUUCUGGUGGUGACACUAAGAAGUUCCGAUGGACCUACAGUACCCUUCCCUACAAUCUAUUUCAGAAGUUGGGAUAAAUUAAAUGCAUGAAUAAGGGAAAGUCCCACUAUCAUUCAUUUGUACGGGAGUGGAUUAUCCUGUCUUGAGUCAAUCUCUUGUGAGAUAUAACAGAGACAAAUGAGCAGAGAGACUGGGGAACCUCAUACCACCAAGAAAGUAGCACCUGGAGCAGAGCAUAUCCUUUGGACCUAGGGUUCCUGUGCUAAGAAGCUCCUAAAUCAGGGGAAGAUUGAUGACAAGGACCUUCCUCCAGAAUUGACAGAGAGAGAAAGCCUCCUCUAUAGCUGGUGCCCUGAAUUUGGACUUCUAGCCUCCUAAACUGUGAGAGAAUAAAUUUCUCUUUGUUAAAGUAAUCCGCUUGUGGUAUUUCUGUUAUAGCAGCACUAGAUAACUAAGACAUCUAGCUUAUCUUCUGGUGUUGUGUAUUGUUAAUUAUGGUUUGUAUCCUGUUUAUGACAUGUAUUAGGGCCCCUCGUGUUGACCCUUUAUACUUUUGGGUUUUGUAUUUAGGUCUUUGAUCCAUUUUGAAUUAGUUUUUGUGUAUGGUGUGAGGUAUAGGUCCUGUUUCAAUGUUUUUACAGAUGGACAUCCAGUUUUGCUAGCACCAUUUGUUAAAAUGACUGUCUUCUCCCCAUUUAAUGGACUUUGGGCCUUUGUCGAAGAUCAGGUGACCAGGUUCUUGAUUCUGUUCCAUUGGUCAAUGUGUCUGUCAUUGCACCAGUACGAAGCUGUUUUGACUACCGUAGCUGUAUAGCAUGUUCUGAAGUCAGGUAGUGCGAGACUCCCACUUUGUUCUUCAGUAACACUUUACUUAUCUGGGGACUCUUCCCUUUCCAUAUAAAGUUAAUGGUUAAUUUUUCUAUCUCAUUAAAGAAUGCUAUUGGUAUUUGGAUCUACUCCUGAGGUUCACCUCUCAGCCAAAGAUUAGACAGGUCUAUAGGAGCCCUGGUGACAUGGUGGUUAAGCAUUUGGCUGCUAACCAAAAGGUCGACAGUUCAAAUCAACCAGCUGCUCCUUGGAAAACCUAUGAGGCAGUUCUACUCUGUCCUGUAGGGUCACUAGGAGUCAGAAUCGACUCAGUGGUAAUGGGUUUGGCUUGGUUUUUUAUCGGGCUACCAAUAGCACAUGUGAGGAACGUGCUUCAUAGUUCAAUCAUGUAUACGAGACUAAUGGGCACACCAUCCCAAAAGGAAAGACAAGAAAACAGGAAGGGACAGGAAAACUGGAUGAAUGGAAAUAGGGAACCCAAGGUGGAGAAGGGGAGAGUGUCAUUACGUCACACGGUAGGCAACCAAUGUCAGCAUACAAUUUGUGUAUUAACUGUCUAAUGAGAAACUAAUUUGUUCUGUAAACUUUCACCUAAAGCACAAUAAAAAAAUAAUAAUGAAUAUAUAUAUUUCUCAUGCCUAUUUGCAGUCAUGCCCCACUCCUUCUCCUCAACCCCAGUUAACCACUGAUUGCCUUUCAGUCUCUAUUGAUUUGCCUUUUCUCAAUAUUUCAUGUUAAUGGAAUAAUAUAAUACAUAGCAUUUUGCCUCUGGGUUCUUUUUCUUUGCCUAAUGCUUCUGACGUUCAUCCAGGUUAUCGUGCAUGAAGAGUUUGGUCCUUUUUGGUGCUGAAUAGUAUUCCGCUCCAUUUUGUUUAUUCAUUUAGUUGAUGGACAUUUUGAUAGUUUGCCAUUCUUUUUUAUUAUGAAUACAGCUGCUAUGAGUAUUCCAGUAUAUGCCUUUGUUAGGCAUGUGUUUUCAUUUCUCUUCAGUAGAAUCCUGUGAAUGGGCUUGCUAGAUUGUAUGGUAAAUUUCUGUUUAACUUUUUGAAGAACUACCAAACUGUUUUUUAAUGUGGCUGCAUACCAUUUUACACUCUCACCAGCAAAGCAUGAGGGUUCAGGUUCUUCCAAGUACUCACUAACAUUUACUAUCGUCUUAUUGUUGAAAUCUAAGUGUGUAUAAAUUCUGAAUAUAAAUAAGUUCUUUAUGAGAUACAUGAUUUGCAAAUAUUUUUCCUCAAUCUCUGACUUUUCUUUUGAAGUACAAAUUUUUUCCAACAGUUAUUAACUGAAUACUAUAUGAAUAUAAUACUAUUUUUUUAUAUGCGAUGCAUUGACAUUACAUCAAUCAAUAAAUAAGAUAGAAAUCCCUGCACUCAUGGAAUAUAAGCAUUCUUUUUCAUUUUCUUUCCUAAUGUCGAUUGUCAUAUAGGAGAUUGACUUUGUGUUCUUUUGCCUUACAGUUCUAUGAAUACAAACACAUGUAGAUUUGUUUAACCACCAUCAUAUUCAGAAUAAAGAAGUACAAGUUAUUUAUUUUAACAAAGUCCAGUUUUUCAUUUUUUCGUUUAUGAACUAGAUUUUUCCCCAUCUACAAACUCUUGGCCCACUCAGGGUUGUAAAGACUUUUUCCUUAUGGUUUCUUCUAGAAAUUGUACUGCUUUAGCUCGUACAUUUAUGUCUAUGAUCCAUUUGUAUUAAGUUUUGUGUGUAUUUGACAUAAAAGCUUAAGUUUGUUUCUGUUUUUUUGUUUGUUUGUUGCAUGUGCAUUUCCAAUUAUUCCAGCAAUAUGUUUUUGAGAAGACUAUCCUUUUCCCCACUGAAUUGUUUUGGCGCCUUAUCAAAAAUCAAUUCACCUUCAGUGUAAGAGUUUACUUCUGGACUGUCAAUUCUGUUCCAUUGAUCUCUGUGAAUUCCAAUUCACCAAAACUAUACUGUGUGUGCCCAUAGAGAGUUUUGAAAUUGCUAAUGUAAGUCCUCCAGUAUUGUUCUUUUUCAAAAAUUUUGUCUAUAUCUUUUGCAUUUUCAUGUAAAUUUUAUGAUUGCUUAUCAAUUUCUGGAAAUUGAAUUUGAUAGAGAUUGAAUUUAAUUUAUAGAUCAAUUUGGGGAGAAUUAACAUCCCAACAAUGUUCAGACCUCCAGUCCACAAACAUGGAAUAUCACUCCAUUUGUUUAGAUCUUCUUUAAAUUCUCUCAGCAACGUUUUGAUGUGUUCAGUAUACAAGUCUUGCACUGAUUUCAUUAAAUUAAUUCCUAAGUAUUUGAUUUUUCUCAAACUAUCACUAAUGAAAUAGUUUUUUUAAUUUCAUUUUUUAAUUUUUCAUUGCUAAUGUACAGAAACACUUUAUUUUUUAUACUGAUCUUGUAUUCUGUGACCAUGUUAAUUAAUUUUUAGUUUUAAUACUUUUAAUGUAUUCUUGGGGUUGUCUACAUAUUAUAUUCUACAUAUUAGCUCAUGUUAAUUAAGAAUAGAGACUUAUUUAUAGUCGCCUUUCCAACCUGGGUGACUGUGAUCUGGCAGUUGGCAGUUACGAUGUUGAAAAGAAACAGGAAGAAAGACAUCUUUGCCCUUUUCCUGAUCUUACAGUUAUAUCUUUUCACCAUACUUAUUCAAUCUGUAUGCUGAGCAAAUAACCCAAGAAGCUGGAAGAAGAAUGAGGCAUCAGGACUGGAGGAAGACUCAUUAACUACCUGACUAUGCAGAUGACACAACCUUGCUUGCUGAAAGUAAAGAGGACUUGAAGCACUUACUGAUGAAGAUCAAAGACUACAGUCUUCAAAAUGGAUCCACAAUCAGUGCCCAUGGAAGCAGCAGUUAAGCAAUUAAACAACUUACUACAUUGGGUGAAACAGCUGCAAAAAGGCCUCUAAAUGUGUUAAAAAGCAGAUACCACUUUGAGAACUGAGGUGCACCUGACCCAAGCGUGGUGUUUUCAGGCACCUCAUAUGCAUGUGCAAGAGGGGCAUUUAAUUAAUAACGAUGACCAAAGAAGAAUUUACGCCUUUGAAUUAUGGUGUGGGUGAAGAAUAUUUCAUGUAUCAUGGACUUCCAGAAGAACGAACACAUCUGUCUUGGAAGAAAUACAGUCAGAAUGUUCCUUAGAAGCAAGGAUGGCAAAACUUUGCCUCAUGUACUUUGAGCCUGGCAUCAGAAGGGACCAGUCCCUGGAGAAGGAUAUAUUGCUUGGCAAAAUAGAGGGUCAGCAAAAAAGUGGAAGACCUUCAAGAAGAUAGCUGGACACAGUGGCUGCAACAAUGAGCUCAAAUACAGUAACAAUUGUGAAGAUGGCACAGGACCAGGCAGUGUUUCAAUCUCUUGUGCAGACGGUCACUAUGAGUCGGGAUUGACUUGACACCAUGUAACAACAACAACAACAACAUCAACAAAAUUAUGAGAAAAUAAAUUUGUGUUUGUUAAAGGCACCCACUUGUGGUAUUUCUGUUACAGCAGCACAGGAUAACUAAGACAGUAUAGACAAAUGAAAAACUGGGAAAAUAUAUAUACAAAACAUAUCACUGAUUUUAUUGUACACACACACCUAGGUUUACCUAAUACAUGUUGUUGUUCUGACUCAUUGCUACCCCAUGUGUGCAGAGUAGACCUACUCCAUAGGGUUUGUAAGGCUGUGAUCUUUCAGAAGCAAGUUGCCAGGCCUGUCUUCCAAGAUGCCUUAGGGGCGGGUCCAAACUGCCAACCUUCCAGCUGGUAGUAGCACUUAACCGUUUGUCCUACUCAGGGCCUGAACGCUGAACCAUAAAAAGUAGAGGAGGAACUUGCGGCAUAACAGCGUGAGAAGCUCCAUGGAUUCCAGCAAAACUGGUGAAAAUUAUGAAAACACAACCAUUUAAUUAAUAUCUCUGCAAAUGGUCUUUAAUUAAUAGCUCUGGAAAUGGCAUUGAAAGUAGGAGGAGGACGAAAUCUCCUUUAAGAUACCUAAUUUUGAAGCACAUUUACUCUGUGACCUGAACUAUCCGUAUAUGUUGGCUCUCUUUCAUGUAAAUUUUUAACACUUCAUUGCAUGAAGUGUGGUUGUCAGCCUAGCUGAUUUGGCAUCAUGGAGGAGCUACUUGGAAAUGCGGAAUAUUGGAUCCCACCUUGGACUAAUGGAUCAUAACUUGUAUGUCAAAAAAUCCUCAUGUUAUCUGAAUGUAGUAAUUGGAGUAGUGCUAUAUUAAAAUUCAGGUCAGAGAUUUUCAAAUUUUAUACCUGAGCAUUUUUUUUUAAAUGCUAACACCUAUUUCCCACUACAAGAGACCUGGAUUCAACUUAUAUAAAUUUUGUUCUGAAUCCAGUGAUUUUUAACAGCUCCCCAGGUGUAUACAGUCAAAUUUCAGAGACCCCUGUUUAGGGCAGUUGUCUCAAAUGUUGGUGUGCACCAGAAUCACAUGGUUGUUGUUGUUUGUUAGGUGCCAUCGAGUCCAUUCUGACUCAUAACGACCCCAUGUACAACAGAACAAAAUACUGCCCUGUCAUGUGCCAUCCUCACAAUCAUUGUUACACUUCAGCCCAUUGCUGCAGCCACUGUGUGAAUCCAUUCCUUGAGGGUUAUCCUCUUUUUCCAUGACCCUCUACUUUACCAAGCAUGAUAUCUUUCUCCAGAGACUAGUCCCUCCUGAUAACAGGUCCAAACACAUGAGGGAAAGUCUUGCCAUCCUUGCUUCCAAGCAGCGUUCCAACUGGCCAUACUUCUUCCAAGACAGAUUUCUUCAUUCUUCUGGCAGUCCAUGGUAUAUUCAAUAUUCUUCACCAACGCCAUAAUUCAAAGGCUUCAGUUCUUCUUAGGUCUUCCUUAUUCGUUGUCCAACUUUCACUUGCAUGUGAGGCAAUUGAAAAUAUCAUGGCUCCGGACAGGCGCACCUUAGUCUUCAAAGUGACAUCUUUGCUUUUUAGCACUUUAAAGACGUCUU
Loxodonta africana (African savanna elephant) is the source of this 14022-nucleotide messenger RNA. RefSeq names its product E3 ubiquitin-protein ligase TRIM21-like. Gene Ontology annotation, biological process: protein polyubiquitination; regulation of viral entry into host cell; positive regulation of canonical NF-kappaB signal transduction. Gene Ontology annotation, cellular component: nucleoplasm; cytosol; cytoplasm. The coding region runs from base 251 to 1660 and encodes 469 amino acids. NCBI's taxonomy places the organism in Eukaryota, Metazoa, Chordata, Mammalia, Proboscidea, Elephantidae. The record is from RefSeq and is a predicted model, not a curated record. Gene Ontology annotation, molecular function: protein kinase binding; zinc ion binding; protein homodimerization activity. The transcript is spliced from 7 exons.